Messenger RNA from Schistosoma turkestanicum, 2335 nucleotides. NCBI's taxonomy places the organism in Eukaryota, Metazoa, Platyhelminthes, Trematoda, Strigeidida, Schistosomatidae. The record is from the annotation of a GenBank genome assembly.
AUUUUUGAUAUACUACUGUUAUUAAUGACAGUCAUGAUUUGAUGCUAGCUUUAACAUUAACAAUUUGAUCUUUUAGACAACCAUUUUUCUGUGCGAUUUUAAUAUAUAUUAUAUGAAACAUCUGUUAUUUUUUUGAACCUUCGGGUCAGUCCAUUGGUGUAAAUGUCUACUCACCGUUACAUAAAAGUACUUGGAUCGUGGUGUUUACUUUAUGUUCUUAAAAAUGGCACCGCCAUUUGAACAGUUGAAUGUCGUUCGUCGCUAAACACACUAUAGCUCACAACCCAUAGUAGUGUUUCUUAUUCCAAGCUGGGUAAUAUAAUCAGAAUAAUAAAAUUCAGUACAAUAAUGCUGGCUUCAAAAUAAACUUUUGCAGCUUACAAAACGCAACACUAUCAUUGAUAGGUAACUUACAUGUUAAAAAGUGCAAAUAGGCAGUAAAUGUUCCUUAAAAUGCUUGGAACCUGUAAAAACAUUGAGUAUCCAACUGAAACGUAAAUUAAAUGGGGUUUCUUUGGCUUAGUAAUAAAACAUACAUCCUCGAAGUCAGAAUACGUGUUAAAGUACUUGAUAUGAUUCGACGAUGCGAAUGGACAUUUAUAUAUUUAUUCACCGCGCAUCGAUAUAAUUGUACUUUGGCUAGGAUACUGUCCUAGUCAGUUACAACGAGUAACCAAACCGAGGUAAGUAAUAAAGUUUUUAGUAAGGACAGUUAGUAUUACUGGAAAUGUAGUAUUGUAAAUGCUAAGUAUGCUGUUUAUUAGUUUGUCACUUCUAAAAGCUUGAUUCCUACUUUUCGGUGACAUUUUCGUUUUAGCUUCAUUAUCUAUGGUUCUCAAUGACCGUACUUCGCAUAUUGUCGUUGAUACAGCACCUUUUGUGAAACGUACACGUCUGGAGACUUUCGGUGCAAGUAUCUACACCGUACCACAAGUUGUAGCUGAAAUAAAAGAUGUUCAAACACGUGAAUAUAUGGAUUGUUUGCCGUACACCCUACAUUGCCAAACACCGGAAAAUGAAUCCAUAAACAUAAUUAGAGGUAUUGCAAAACAAACUGGGGAUCUGUCAGUUCUUUCUACUACAGACAUUAAUGUCAUUGCUUUAACUUAUGAAUUGCAUACAAAAUAUAUAGGUCAGCCGAAAAUCAAAGAAGUGAAACCCUUGCCCAAUAACCUUGGUUCUUUAGCUCAAUGUCAAGUACCGAAAUCGGACACAGAAAGCAAGCUAUCUGUCGAUAAAUGUGAUGAAACGGAAGUAACAGAAGCAGAAACCAAUGUUACUGAAGGAUCUGAACCGGAUGAUGACGAUUGGAUAACAGAAGAUAAUUUUGAUGAGAAAGCUAUGACUAAUUUCGGACUUGGAGGAAAUAUUGCAGACUUACUGGAACCGAUCAAUGAGGCUCAAACAAAUGUCGUAGCCUGCCUUACGACCGAUUUCGCUAUGCAAAAUGUUCUCUUUCAUGCAGGCCUCGAUAUAGUAAGCAUAAAUGGUUUGCGCAUUCGUCAACCAAGAACACAUAUACUUUGGUGCUGUGCUUGUUUCAAACCUACUAAGCGUACGGAUACCUACUUUUGUCCAUGGUGUGGCCAUGCUAGUCUGCGUCGAAUUCCAGUUACUUUACAUGAAGAUGGUCAGUUAGAAUUCCACUUUGCGAAAAGAUUUGUACCAAGGCGGCGUGGUUCAAAACAACCAGUGAGAAUUCCAAAGGGUGGAAAGUACGCUGACGAACCAAUCUAUUGUGCGGACCAACGUAUUCCUGAUCGAAGACCAGCUCGUCCUAAAAAUCCAAAAGUAGCUCCAGUAGCUACUAAUGGCUUACUAGGAUUUGACGAUGAAGAACUAUCCAAUAUUUUGGAAUUCCAAUGUGAUUUAAACAAUAUAUCAUCAGCUGUGUUUCCAUUAAAUGAUGUUACUAGUCGAUCUGCACUAUGUGGUAUCCGAUCUGAUCAUCAAAUACCAAGCAGAGGAUUUUUACAAGGUGUACGUGCUGAACAUGGUCUUAAACCAACCAAAGGCAAAGUUCAUAUAGCUAAACCAAGAACGGGAAAUAAAAAGAAACAAAAAUCUUGAGUGAACAUACAUUUAUUUGAUCUAAAUGUAUAUUUCUUCCUCUUGACGUUUUUAAUAAUUAUAAAUAUUUCCCCAGUGACUUGUGUAUUUGAAGUAAAGCUAGAGGGAACUGACUUUUAGAUGGCAAUUGAAACAAAGUUUGCCAUUCAAAAAGUGUGAUGUGUUAAAACCCUGAUUCGAAAUUCAGACAUCCUAAUUUCUUUUUUCACCACUUACAAACUAUUUUUCAUUAAAUAAACCUUAAUGUAUUCUCACUACUUACAAA